AGGCUUUCUCAUAAUGGAAUAGUAUGAACUGCAUUCUGGUAGGAGACUCAAGGAAAGGUUUUAUAUGGGGCGGAUACGGGGAUUAUUCUUUCGAUAUUUUCUAGGAGUUAGCUGUUGUUCUAAGCAAGGGUCGGACUUGAUAUCUUCAGGUGAUGGCUGACCUCCAAAGGAAUCGUCUUUCUGAUAGGGAACAUGAACAGGCCAUUUCAACCCUUAAGAAAGGAAUGUAUCUGCUGAAGUAUGGGCGAUGGGGAAAGCCUAAAUUUUGUCCAUUCCGACUUUCAAAUGAUGAGAAAUCGCUGAUUUGGAUUUCUGACAAAGCAGAGAAACAACUCAAACUAAGCCAAGUUUCAAGGAUUGUAUCAGGACAGCGUACUGCCGUGUUCCAGCGUAGCCCUCAGCCUGAUAAAGAACAUCAAUCAUUUUCUCUUAUUUACAACAACGGAUCCUUGGAUUUGAUAUGCAAGGACAGAGAUGAAGCUGAGAUCUGGUUUACUGCUCUUAGGGUCUUAAUUUCAGAAGGUGACAGCAGCAGGCGAAAAAGUGAUGCAACAAGUGACAACACAUCAACAGAAAGUCAAUGUAGCUGUACUCAAAGAAAUUCUAUAUCUAAUGCGUCAUCUGCAAGCAGUGACAUUGAUCCCAGAGAUAUCCAAAUUGUUUCACUCCCGCAUGAGAGCUCUCCACAGCGUAGACUGGGAAAAGCUUUUUCGGAGGUCUUAGCAUACACUAGUAUAAUAAAUAGCUUAACUCAGAAGGAGACAGUUGCCAAUCAUUUCAGUUCAGAAUCAUUGGGGGGGUUAGAGAUCUCCUCUGUUUUUGAUUCAUUUAGAAGUAGUUUAUCCAGUCGAGUGAGUUCAUCCAGCCACAGAUCUUCUUUGGAGGAUUUUAAUGCAUUAGGUGGUGUUUUUAUCUGGGGAGAAGGAACUGCUAACGGACUGCUUGGUGGCAGUCACAAAACUCAAACUACUGUUACCAGAAUAGAUGCACUUUCACCCAAGGCUCUUGAAUCAACAGUGCUUCUGGAUGCUCACAAUAUUUCUUGUGGGUAUAAGCAUGCUGUUUUAGUCACAAAACAGGGGCAGAUCUUUAGUUGGGGUGAAGGAAGGGGUGGCAGGCUUGGGCAUGGAGUUGAAGCUGAUGUUUCUCAACCGAGGCUCAUUGGUGCUCUUAGUGGGUCAGCUAUUGGAUUAGUUGCCUGUGGGGAAUUUCAUACCUGUGCUGUAACACUUUCAGGGGACCUUUAUACCUGGGGUGAUGGUUGUCAUAAUCUUGGUCUUCUAGGGCACGGUACUGAAGUUAGUAAGUGGAUUCCUAAAAUGGUAAGAGGUGAUAUUGAAGGUAUGCGUGUGUCAUAUAUCUCUUGUGGAGCUUGGCAUACCGCUGCUGUUACAUCGACAGGUAAAUUAUUCACAUUUGGAGAUGGAGCUUUUGGAGCUCUAGGCCAUGGGGACCGUAGUAGCACAAGUUUACCUAGAGAAGUUCAUGCUCUUAGAGGGCUACGAACGGUGAGGGCAUCUUGUGGAGUUUGGCACACUGCUGCGGUUGUGGAAAUGCCUCCUGAGUUAUCUGGUGAGUUUUCAUCUGGAAAGCUGGUCACCUGGGGUGAUGGAGAGAAAUGGCAGCUUGGACAUGGUGAUAAAGAACCCAGAUUAGUUCCUUCUUUGGUAGCACUGUCAGGCACUACAAACUUUUCCCAAGUGGCUUGUGGCUACAGUAUUACUGUUGCUCUAACUGACACUGGGAAAGUCUAUUUCAUGGGGAGUGAUGGUCGUGGAAACCUUGGGAGCUCUGGAUGUAGCAAGACUCCGACCUGCGUCAAAGGCAAUAUCAAAAACAGCCGAAUUGAAGAGAUAGCAUGUGGUUCUUAUCAUAUUGCUGUUCGUAGUUCGGAUGCCAAGAUUUACACCUGGGGAAAAGGUGCAAAUGGUCAAUUAGGUCAUGGAGACAAUGAAGACAGAAAUAUUCCCACUCUUGUUGAAGCUUUGAAAAACAAACAAGCAAUGAGAGUGGUAUGUGGCUCAAACUUCACUGCUGCCAUUUGUCUUCAUGACUGGGCACUAGGUGCCGAUCAUUUAAACUGUUCUGGGUGUCGAAAUCCAUUUACUUUCAUCAGAAAGCGCCAUAAUUGUUACAACUGCGGGCUAGCCUUUUGUAAACCUUGUAGCAGUAAGAAAUCUCUAAAAGCUGCUUUGGCUCCUAAGAAGAACAAGCCUUGUCGGGUCUGUGAUGAUUGUUUUUCCAAAUUAAGUUGGAAAAAGGAGUCUCGAUCAGCUCUUGAAUCCGCUAAGAAUUCAAGGGAAGUCAUACAUCUGAAUGGUAAUGAGUUAACAGACAAAGAUAUUAUAAACCGAGCAUCUUUUCCUAAACUAGCCAGGCUUCCGUCCUUUGAUUCAUUCAAGAGCCGCAAUUGCAACCAUGAUAGAGGAGUAUUUAAGUCGCAGUGUUACCCAAGCUUUUUAUUAGGAAAUUCUACGAGAAAAUCAACUUCUGGUUUAAGAAUGGUUUCUCGAGGAUCAUCCCCUCCUUCAAGGAAGUCGAGUCCAGUUUCUUCUUUUACAAGAAAUUCAAUCCAUACUGAUCUUGCAAAUCGAGAAUUACUUCUUGAUGACUCAAAGCACUCAGUUGAGAGCCUCACUCAAGAGAUAAGUUUAUUAAGAACACAGGUUGAGGAUCUUACUGCCAAAUCUCAAGUCCUAGAAGCAAAACUCGAAAGAACAUCAAAGCGGUGGAAAGAGGCAAUGGCUGCAGCAAGUGAGGAAGCUGAAAAGAACAAAGCUUCAAAGGAAGUAAUCAGAUCUCUAACAGCGCAGUUGAAUCAAGGGCGUGGAAAAGGACCUGAACAAUCAACUUUACCUAGGAACUGAGAGAGUUUCGGCUGCUGAACUCACGUUCUUGUUCAGAUUCCAGAGUCCAGCCAAUCUCCGAACACAAAGCCCUUUCAACAUGCCUAGAAUCUCGAGUGUGACAGGUUCGUACGGAUAUCACGGCAUGGCCGAAUAAACAGCAAAAAAGAGAUUGGAGGACAAGUAUUGGAUAGUAAAAUGCAGAACAGUUGGUUUUGAAUACACGGGAGAGGAGGCAUUGCCCUGAAAACCUGCAGUUGCAAGGGCAAAAAUCCAGCCCCACUAGCAUAGGAUAUACAGCUGAUGCCUUAUGAUACAAAGUUGAUGAAGAGAACAUAGAAACUUCAUAUGUUUGAUACAUUUGAUGAAGAAUGUAUUGACUUCCAUUCCCAUGUUGAAUGCAUAUACAAAGCUAGUUUCACUUGGAUAGCAA
Messenger RNA from Gossypium raimondii (Peruvian cotton), 3279 nucleotides. RefSeq names its product PH, RCC1 and FYVE domains-containing protein 1. Gene Ontology annotation, molecular function: metal ion binding. The transcript is spliced from 8 exons. Lineage: Eukaryota; Viridiplantae; Streptophyta; Magnoliopsida; Malvales; Malvaceae. Bases 153 to 2867 code for a protein of 904 amino acids. The record is from RefSeq and is a predicted model, not a curated record.